Molecule: messenger RNA, 354 nt
Organism: Harpegnathos saltator (Jerdon's jumping ant)
Lineage: Eukaryota; Metazoa; Arthropoda; Insecta; Hymenoptera; Formicidae
Exons: 1
Coding region: 1-354 (117 amino acids)
Source: RefSeq, a predicted model, not a curated record
AUGGCUGAACGUAGGGCUGAUGUGGGUAUCAUCUCAGAACCCAACAACAUCCCAAAGUCAGUAAAUUGGAUACCGGAUCGGACUGGUUUGGCGGUGGUAGUGUGGAGCUCUCAACUCGCAUAUCCCUGCGUGCUUAGAUCACGAGGGUAUGGAUUUGUAGCGGUAGACUGCGGAGGAAUGGUCAUUGUCUCCUGCUACUUCUCCCCAAACUUAGAAAUUGACGAAUACGAUGCGGCUUUGGGGGAACUAGCCGACUGCGUUCGCAGUUGUAGUGGAUCCCCUAUGGUGGUGACUUUAAUGCGAGAGCCCGAAUCUGGGGAUCAAAUGACACCACUCAGAGGGCCAUCCACCUGA